UCUCUAUUGGCUGUUUCUGCUAAUGAAAAUGGGAUAAAGAUUUUGGCAGAUAAUGACGGUAUUUGCUUCCGGGGCAUCUGAAACUGCAAAGGGAAUCAUUCCUCCUGUCAUUGACGCCUCGCCGUUCUUCAACAACUUUAGGGUUCCAAAUUGAACUUCAAAUCUGUUGAAUUAACUCCAAACAAUGGCAUCGCAUAAUGAAGAUGCAGGAAAUGUAACACCCCAGCUUAAUGUAGAGCCUAAUGAUGAAUCUAAGAUGUGGAGGCUCACUGAAAUUAGAGAAUCAUCACAGUACCGGUCCUUGAAGCUUCCUGAAAAUCUUGGAGUGACUAAGAUAUCAAGCUUAGUAUAUACGAGCUCUGGUAAUGUUAUCUUAGCAUUAGCAUCAAAUGCUAUUCACCUGCUUUGGAAGUGGCAAAAAAAUGAGCGCAAUUCAAAGGGCAAGGCCACAGCCAGUGUUUCACCACAACUGUGGCAACCUUCAAGUGGCAUCUUAAUGACAUAUGAUGUGCACGAACCAAACCAUGAGGAAGCUGUCUCUUGCUUUGCUUUGUCCAAGAAUGAUGCCUAUGUGAUAUCAACAUCUGGUGGAAGGAUGUCCUUGUUCAACAUGAUGGCAUUCAAGAGAGUGACAUCUUUCAUGCCUCCACCUCCAGCAGCAACUUAUAUUGUUUUCCAUCCUCAAGAUAACAACAUUAUCGCUAUUGGCAUGGAUGAUUCUACCAUCCAGAUAUAUAAUGUCCGACUGGAUGUGGUUAAAAGCAUGCUUAAAGGGCACUCUAAAAGGAUAACUGGCCUUGCCUUCUCUCAUGUGCUCAAUGUGCUAGUUUCCUCAGGAGCUGAUUCUCAGCUGUGUGUAUGGAGCACUGUUGGGUGGGAAAUGCAGAGGGCUAAAUCCUUGCAGCUACGGGGGCAAUCAAUAUCUCAAUCAGAUACCAGAGUGCAGUUUCAUCAGGAUCAAACUCAUUUCCUUGUUGUGCAUGAGGCACAGAUUGCAGUAUAUGAAACAGCAAAGUUGGAAUGUUUUAAGCAGUGGGUUCCGCGUGAAAGUGAUGCCCCAAUUUCUCAUGCCACAUACUCAUGUGAUAGCCAGCUUAUAUAUGCUAGUUUCUUGGAUGCAACUGUGUGCGUAUUCACUGCCGGGAACCUCCAUAUGCAAUGCUGCAUUAUUCCUUCUGCUUAUCUGUCACCCGGUAUCAGCAAUUCAAAUAUCCACCCAGUUGUAGUUGCAGCACAUCCAGAAGAUCCAAACCAAUUUGCAUUAGGUAUGUCAGAUGGUGGUGUUCAUGUUUUCGAACCACUUGAAUCUGAAGGCAAAUGGGGCGUCCCUCCACCACUUGAAAAUGGCUUUGCAGAAGGUGUACCAGCUGCUCCAUCUAUUGCAGCUUCAGGCUUCGAUCAAGCACCAACAUAACAAAGAAACCUCUAAGCAAACAGUCU
Molecule: messenger RNA, 1440 nt
Organism: Solanum verrucosum
Lineage: Eukaryota; Viridiplantae; Streptophyta; Magnoliopsida; Solanales; Solanaceae
Product: protein TOPLESS-like
Exons: 10
Coding region: 185-1414 (409 amino acids)
Biological process (GO): regulation of DNA-templated transcription
Molecular function (GO): protein binding
Source: RefSeq, a predicted model, not a curated record